AUGUUAAUUCCAGCUUCGUUCUAUCUAUCUAUCUAUCUUGUUCCUUUCCCAUCUCACUGCUCUCUCUCUAUCAUGUUCUGUUCCCAUCUCACUCCUCUUUCUCUCUCCCUUUCUGUCUCUCUCCCUCUCUCUUGUUCAGUUCCAAUCUAUCUAUGUAUCUAUCUUGUUCCAUUCCCAUUUUACUCCUUCUCCCUCCUCUCUCUCUCUCUCUUUCUAUCUAUCUUGUUCCAUUCCCAUCUCACUCCAUCGCCCUCUCUUUAUCUAUCUUGUUCCGUUUCCACCUCACUCCUCUUUCUCUCCCUCUCUGUCUCUCUCUCUCUUGUUCCUUUCCAAUCUAUCUAUCUAUCUAUCUAUCUCAGUCUGUUCGUAUCUAUUUAUCCAUUGUCAUCUCAAUCUCACCUCUCUCUCUCUCUCUCUCUAUCUAUCUAUCUAUCUAGUUCCACACCCACGCCCUCUCUUUCUCUAUCUUGUUCCGUUCCAAUCUUACUCCCCUUCACUCUCUCUCUCUCUCUCUCUCUCUCUCUCUCUCUCUCUCUAUCUAUCUUGUUCCAUUCCCAUCUCACACCCCCGCUCUCUCUUUCUCUAUCUAUCUUGUUCUGUUCCCAUCAAAUAACUUCAUAUUCAUACACUGACAAUGCAGUCUUUCUUUUUCUUUUCUCAUUUGACUUAUUGUGCAAGAAGAAAUAA
This is a messenger RNA of Acanthosepion pharaonis, 687 nucleotides long. The record is from the annotation of a GenBank genome assembly. NCBI's taxonomy places the organism in Eukaryota, Metazoa, Mollusca, Cephalopoda, Sepiida, Sepiidae.